Messenger RNA from Pteronotus mesoamericanus, 340 nucleotides. Its product is annotated as NACHT, LRR and PYD domains-containing protein 12-like. The record is from RefSeq and is a predicted model, not a curated record. Lineage: Eukaryota; Metazoa; Chordata; Mammalia; Chiroptera; Mormoopidae. Bases 15 to 311 code for a protein of 98 amino acids. The transcript has 2 exons. Gene Ontology annotation, cellular component: cytoplasm. Gene Ontology annotation, molecular function: protein binding.
AGGACCUGGCCUCCAUGCUCAGUCACAACCGAAGCCUGACAGAGCUGGACCUGCGGCAGAACGACCUGGGAGACCUCGGCGCGAAGCUGCUCUGUGAAGGGCUCAAGCAGCCCACCUGCCAACUCAGGGGCCUGCGGUUGGCUGACUGUGGCCUCACCGCAAAGGGCUUCCAGGACCUGGCCUUUGUUCUGAGCACCAACAGAAGCCUGACCCAGCUGGACCUGAGCUUCAACAAGCUCCUGGACAGCGGAGCCCAGCACCUUUCUCAGAAGCUGAGAAUGUACACCUGCAAGCUGCAGCAACUGCUGUAAUUGCUCCUCUUUGAAACUAGUUGGAAGGA